Molecule: messenger RNA, 1198 nt
Organism: Alternaria rosae
Lineage: Eukaryota; Fungi; Ascomycota; Dothideomycetes; Pleosporales; Pleosporaceae
Exons: 1
Coding region: 356-1198 (280 amino acids)
Source: RefSeq, a predicted model, not a curated record
CUAGUAUUACUGCCUACUGAAGGGGUGCACGGACGAUGCCCAUUCUCUUGUGCUGGUAACCCCUCUCUAGUACAUGUACUCGGCUUCAUAGACCCCAAAUGUAUUGAAACCACUCUGUACAACGUCCGUUGACUCACUCAACUCCAAAACAAUGUCCGAAGUGGCUGCUUUUAGUCUCUCCGCGGAGCCCUCCGACCCUGACUAUCGCUCCCAGUACAACGGCGAACACGACAUGACCAGUCCCACUCCCCAGCGGAUCCCGUUAUUCGUACCGUCUCAGCAUUGGAGUCCUCAUGUAUAGUCGCUCGUCGGCUAUAACGGUUAUUCAGCCCAACAUUACUCAAGCGGCUUCAAGAUGACCCCCUCCAGCUCACCAUAUCACUCUUACGAGCACUGGCAACACGAGUACAACACUUUCCCCUCGAAUACGGCGAAUCUCAACCCCGACACCCAACGACUCAACCCUGACAACUUCCUCGAAGCGGCUGGUGACGCGAAGCGUUCGAAGCUUACCGCCACAGCAACCCCCUUCGUACCCGUCAAGUCCGCAAAGCUCAACGCAGCAGCACCAACCUUCUUCUUAAGCCGCCUAGCAGUCUUCGAUCCUCUAGCCAAUGAUUUCGCAGAGUACCCUCGCAAGUACAACCGCAUUCUCCCCGAUGCGCGCAACAACAAGACCACCGACGCGCUCGUGAUGAUGCAGUGUCCACGCGACGGACAAGUCGGCCGCUUCACGGACGAGACCACGUACGAGUUCAACAAGGGCUGCCACUUCAACGACCCCGUUCUCGCCGAGAUCUAUCAUACUAUGAUUGCGCAGAAGAAACACGACUUCGCUGCCUUCGCCCUGCGAGCCAACAUCAGGCCUGUGAACGACGUGCCUCCGCUUUGGCCGCCUCAUAUGAAUCUCUCCGAUAUCAAGUCUUACUACUUUGAAGUCGUAGAGAAAGACAGUAAGAAAGAGGCGAAGUGGGUUACCAUUUUGCCGAAUGGCUCGCCACCGACUGCCGUGACAGUCCACAUCUACGAGACAGACAGGAAGAAGUGGAUCGCUUUUGACGAUUGGCUCACCAAGAACAUCAAGUCGCGGAAGUGGUUGUCGAAAUCUGUCUGCCCAAUGAUACCCUCUAUCUUUACUCGUGGAUCUAACGUCACUGAGGAAUCUACGCACUGUAGGUUGAGGAUGGUGCGCACGUAG